CCAGUGCCAAAAUUGUAUAGUAAUAAUUUUUCCUCCUUUGAAACUGUGAAGCAACCAACCAAAAUGGAGGAGCAGGAGAGCAAUGGUGGCCAUAACCCUAUUGGGUAUUUCACCCAAGGCGCCAACGUCGAAGUUUGCAGCAAAGAAAAAGGGUCUGAAGGUGCAUGGUUCCCUGCAACAAUCUUAGAGCCACCAGCAAACUCCUCAGCCUCAAAAAGAAAGACCUUUACUUCCAACAAGGUUUUGAUUCAGUACAAGACUCUUGUCUCCGACAAGGACCCCACCAAGCCACUUGUCGAGCACACCACCGUGGGGCUUCUCCGGCAGCCGCCUCCGGCUGACAAUGCGGAGGAGGAGAGGUUUGAGGAGAACGACGUCGUUGAUGCUUUUCACCUUGAAGGUUGGUGGACUGGGUUGGUGAUGAGUGUUGUGGGGGAGAAGUAUGGUGUGGGGUUUAAGAAACCGCCGGAUUAUCUGGAGCUGGAGCGCAGUAAGUUGAGGUCACAUUGGGAUUGGGACCAUGGGGUUUGGACCAGAGCCCCAAGACAGGUGUUGAGGGGAUCAAAUUACAAGCCAUGGACACCAGUUGAAGUGAAUCUGGAAAAAGAUCAUCUAUGGUCUUCGUGGUUACCUGCAUUUUUUAUUGGUCAAGUAGGGGGUGACUCUUUCUUGGUGCAAUACAAAUAUAAGACCCCAGAAAAUGAUGAUAAAAAUGGUCUUGUUAAAGUAGUUGUAGCUGAUCACCAGAUUCGACCUCGCCCUCCACAGCAAGAGGAAAAAGAUUUUCACUUGUCACAAAUGGUGGAUGCAUUCUGUGAUAUGGGUUGGUGGGUAGGGGACAUUACAGAAGUUCUUACAGACAAGAGGUACGUUGUCACUUUCAGAUUCACAAAGGAGGAGAAGGAGUUUUGUCAUCCAGAGUUAAGGUGCCACUUGGAAUGGAUUGGUAAACAAUGGGUGACUAGCGAUUCGGAAUUUCAUUCUACUAAGUAUUGCGGAGUACAACCAAGACAUGCACGUGAAAUUUCUAGUAAUUCUGUAGGCAAAACACCUUGUCAUACCAAGUUUAGGAUGAAGAAAUUGAGUCCUUGCAUGGAUAAGUUACCUUGUGAAAGAACCAAAGACAAACUGAAAAUAUCUCAGCAUCCUAGCGAUGAUUCAACAUUUUUAAGUCCCACUCCCUGCAAGAAGUUAAAAGGGGAAGAUUCAGAAGACACCUUGUCUCUUGCACAAUCCUAUCAAAGGAAAACCCCAGCUAAAACAUCAAAGAGGAAAGGCCUAUUUACUGAUGAAGAGACGAAUGAGCAACAGCAGUUUGAACAACUGGAUAGUCUAGCAAUCAAUUUUGUAAAAAGGGGGAGACAACCAAACUCACAAUUUGUAAAACGUGGAAGGAAGGGUAUACCCCGAAAAUUGCAUGUCAGCAAUGGCAGUAAAAGUGUAAGAGGUGACCAAGAAUACAUUGAAGAUGAAAAUGUAAUGACCAGGAUUGAAUCUUUUGGUAUCCCGUCAGAGCCUGAAGCAAUUGGGGGCUUGCAUGCUGGAAAUUCAUGUCUGCUUCCUGUGAAGGAGAUUAAACAUGGUAAUGAAGAUAAAGUGAGCAGUGGAAUAAAACAGGCUGAGUUACUUGUUCAACACCCAAAAGAUCCAGCAGCAGGUUGUAUGAAUGAUAUACUUGAAAAGCCUGCAAAUCCAAGCGGGAACCAAAACCUGGCAACUUACCAAAGAAAGAAAAGGUUCAAACUGACAGGUGUAAAGCAUAACGGAACUGGAGUUUUUUCUGAUGCUGAAGUGUCCAAGACUAAUGUUGUUGAACAUAUAGGUAACCCUGCUGGGACUGUCAACCAACAAGAAAAAAGUCUAAAUCUGCCUUUUGUAAAGAAUUCUCCACUAUGGGAACAUCUUGAAUCCAUGGAAGUAUUCAAAAACUUUCCGCAGAAGCCGCAUUUUCAUUUUGCGGUGAACUUGAAUCCUGUAUUUCGUGAAGGAGCAGCCAUUGGCAGUAUGUUAGCCUUUGCUUCUUUGGUUGAGAAGAUUUCCAAUUUAGGAGUUGAUGAUCCUAGAGAAUUAAUCGAAAGCUAUUUGAAAGGACUAGUUGAAAUGGAAUUGAUGGGAUUUGAUGUCAAGGCACCAAGGCAUCGUCUGACGAAAUUGCUAGACAUGAAAAUAAAGUUGGGACAGCUUCAGAAACAAUCAAAAGAAGUUAAACUUAGGAUCACAGGGAGUACUCAUGACACAACCACCUAUAAUGAAACAAUCACUGGGAUUGACAAGAAGAUUAAGGACUUGCAAGAAAAACGGAUGAUGGCAGUGUCAAUGAAAGAGGUCAAAGUUUCUGAAAUUAGCAGGUUGCAAGCAGAAGCAACAGUUAUCAAUGAAGACAUCCAGAGUAUCAGAUGUGAUUUUGGAAACCUAGUGGCUGCUGAAUGGUGAUUGAUUCCUAGUGUUCCCUUUAGAUGAUCACUCAGUUUGCUAACCCUUAUUUUGUUUGGACAAGAUUGUCCAUGGAAAUAUAAUACCCAUUUGACUUGUUCAGUGAUGGAAUUUGGUACAAUCUGUGUGGUAACAGCUAUGAUCCCCUGAAUGCUGGUAAUAGGAGUCUGUGCUACCAUAUUAUUAGCCAGUUCUAAAUAUAUAUUAAAAAUCUAUUCACUC
Rosa chinensis is the source of this 2655-nucleotide messenger RNA. Its product is annotated as DUF724 domain-containing protein 7. Bases 64 to 2433 code for a protein of 789 amino acids. NCBI's taxonomy places the organism in Eukaryota, Viridiplantae, Streptophyta, Magnoliopsida, Rosales, Rosaceae. The transcript is spliced from 9 exons. The record is from RefSeq and is a predicted model, not a curated record.